CUUCUUCUUCUUCUUCUUCUUCUUCUCUGAAUUUCUUUUAAAUAAUUAUUAACAAUGGAGUUCAAAUUUGAUUAUCAUUUUUCUGUAGGACCCAAUUAAACGUGGGCGAGUCCCUUAAAACGUAACAAAUUCCCGAAAUUUGGCGGGGAAAAUACACAACAGUUUCAUAUUUUAAUUUAAGUAUUUAAGAGUAUAAAUCAAAGAACCAAAUAAGAACAGAAUGGACGUACCAAAUGUUGCCAUGCAGCCUUGAAGAAAUUCAUGUUUGCCUAAUUCAUCAAGCGGUUUUCCAUACAAGACGCAAUACAAGACAUUGGCUUGGCUCUGUGGCCAAGUUAGCGAACAACUAUCAGUUCAAUAUCGACUUUACUGAGAUGAUUUCCCCCGGAACUCGAGAUUAUGAAAUGAUUUAAGUGGAUAACUUUAGGCGAACAUUUCGGGGGUCAUUUUUGUGUUUUGAAUAUUCUCUACGAAAAUGAAGUGUGGAUACUUUUCGAGUGUAUAUUUUAUAAUUGCGUUGUGCACAUUGGAAGUAUGUGGAGUUUCUGAUAAAACAAGGUCGUAUUUUCUUCAGCUUCUAAACGAUAUGGCUCCGACUCGGACCCCGCCGAACUACGACAUGAAGGUCCCCACUGAAAUAGAGUGUGACCUGUUUGUAAACAAUGUGGACACGAUCAGGGAAGCAGAUAUGGAUUUUACAGUGGAUCUGAAGCUUCAUCUGACCUGGAAAAACCCUCACAUCAUUAACAACUUCAAAUCCAUCAAGGUUGAUUUCGAUUACCUAGACUUCGACGCACAGAACAUGCAAAAGGUGUGGGUACCGGACAUUUACUUUCCGAACGAGAAGCGGGCGGCCGUCCACACCAUUAUGAUGGACAACAAAAUGCUGCGUCUUUACAGCGACAGCACCGUCAAAUACAUCAUCAGGGUCGCCGUGACGUUGAGCUGCCGAAUGAACUUACGGAAGUAUCCGUUCGACAAGCAGGUCUGCUCCAUUAUGAUUGAGAGCUUCGGGUACACGGUGGAUAAGCUGGUGCUGCAUUGGGGUGAAGGAGAGGAGAAGGCGGUCGUCACGGACAAUGUGAAGGAAAUGCGCCAGUUUCGAAUGGUCCACACGCACUGGUCAAACUUCACACGCACACACAACAUCACAGGUAACCACAGUUGCCUGCAGGCGGAUUUCCACCUUGUGCGGAACAUCGGUUACUACGUGAUCCAGAUGUACGUGCCCAGCCUGCUGAUCGUGAUGCUCUCGUGGCUCUCGUUCUGGCUGAACGUCAACUCAAUCCCGGGCCGCGUCACUCUCGGCGUCCUUUCCGUGCUCACUAUCUCCACGCAGAGUACAAGCGUCAACGCCUCCCUUCCCAGGGUCAGCUACACAAAGGCUAUUGGACUUCAUUCCAUAUCAAUUCAAUCCAUACCAACAGACGUUUGGAUGAUCACGUGUCUGGUGUUCGUGUUUGCGGCACUGAUCGAGUUCGCGGUGGUUAACGUGCUGGCACAGAAAGUGCCCGGAAGGCGGUUCUCCCUGGCAACGCUCUUCCUUGCACAGAAGGAAGGCGGUGAGGAGAAAGAAACAGCAGUGGACCAAGACGGCCGUGUGACGGUGGAGGCACGACAGAGCCCCCAUAGCCGCAUCCUGUUGUGUUCCCGUUAUCUGGACAUCGCCUCCAGGGUUCUGUUUCCGGUUGCCUUCGCCAUCUUCAACAUGAUAUACUGGAUAUACUUCCUCAACGUCACGGAGUACUGAGGGCCAUGUGCGCGAUAUAGGCACAGCGGUUUCAGAUUUUCAAAAAUGGAAAUACUGUGGACUCUUAGGGUUGAUCUUUUAACUCACGAGUUUUGUAACCAAUCAAUCAGAUGCCCAAAAUAAUUUUCGCCUGAAUGCUUGCUGACCUAAAGGAAGGUGCCCCAAAAAAGCUGUUGUAAAAAUUAAUAGAGCUUAUAUAACGUUCGUAUUUCUUAACCAGCUUAUAUAGAAGAGCUCUUC
This is a messenger RNA of Mya arenaria, 1990 nucleotides long. RefSeq names its product glycine receptor subunit alpha-2-like. Bases 476 to 1750 code for a protein of 424 amino acids. Gene Ontology annotation, cellular component: neuron projection; membrane; synapse. The transcript has 10 exons. The record is from RefSeq and is a predicted model, not a curated record. Lineage: Eukaryota; Metazoa; Mollusca; Bivalvia; Myida; Myidae. Gene Ontology annotation, biological process: nervous system process; signal transduction; chloride transmembrane transport. Gene Ontology annotation, molecular function: transmembrane signaling receptor activity; extracellular ligand-gated monoatomic ion channel activity; neurotransmitter receptor activity.